GCUUUAAGCGUGAGCGAGCGAUUUAUUAUCUAAUCUCUCUGUGCUCACUGCUUCUCCUUCUCUCUCACCAUAGCGUUGUAUGACUUGUAUCUUCAAAUACCCGCCAAACAGGGUUUCUGGUUCUCUCCUGUCUCAUACAUGGCUUAUGAUCUAUCUCCUGUGCAGGUUUGUACUUCAAUUCAGGGUAUUCUGAGUUCCAAUUCGACGGGGAGCGUCCGUCCUUUGCGUAUCUCAAGCGUUGGAGUGUGUGAUUUACCUCCAACAACGCGUACGGACGAGUUUGUUUUUCAUUUGCAGCGGUGGAGAUCGUUUGGUGAAUGAGGGCUUAGAGAAUUGUUUCAGGGAUGGAUCCGGCAGGUUUUGAGGCCGGGAUCCCCCCAGGGAGUUCAGAGAAGUCAUUAGCCUCCGUUGGCGACAAGAGGCCGGUGGAGAACGAAGAUGAUAUUGAUUCUGGUGGACGGUUGCAUAAGAAGGCUAGAGGAGAUUUGAGUAAGGAUAUGAAAAAUGUUGCGGAGAUUGUUCUGGUUUUAUCGGCGAUGGGGAAGAUGCGUGGGGGGAGGAAUCCCACCGAUGUGGAGAAAGGGCUCAUGGCGGAAGCUCGGCAGAAGUUGGCGGAGAUGUGUGAAGCACUGGCUCCUACGGAUAUCCUUCAUAGGGAUGCUGUUAAGGUUGUCAUUGAAGAUCUUGGGCUUAUUAAUAAGUCGAAAGAUCAGAGAUUAGGAUUUCGUCCUCCCAAGACGUCUAUCGCAGAGAAGUUGUUGCUUACGAAGAGAAAGAUGGAAGAAUCCAACAGAUUUGCUGGCCACUCUGGAACAUAUUCAUCUCAAUUGUCGCAAGUAGGCUUCAGUGCAACAGUCGAAAGUUGUGGUACAUUGUCACAGGCUGCUCAUAUUUUUCCACCAGAAAAACUAUGUCCCACACCAGUGUCUGUUGGAGUAUUUCAAUCUGGUCCAACCGCGGUUCAUGUUUCUGCUUUGUCUUCAACAUCCUCGAUGAAUCAGUUGCCUGUUAAUGAAGUUCAGACAUCUGUGGUGUCCAGGGGAUUCUCUAGCAGCUCACUAGAAAAAGAUUCUUCUUUAACACUGCCUCGAACGGAGGCAGCACAUUUCAGAUUGGAUGGAAGACUACAUGGGCCAGCUUUUGCAUCCCAAGUUCGAGGUGCAGCAAAUACUUCUGGUGAUCACCAGUCGGAGGAAGCCCCUACCUUCUCCCUUCAACCCCAGCCUUUUUCUGUAGCCGGAUUUGGUCAAACAAACAAGGGGUUAGUUCAUACUCCAAUUAAGGCCGAGGGAUCUUCUAACAUUAGUAGCUCCCAAGUACCCCUUCAAGCAGUAAAAGAUCAAAGCUCUGAACCCUCUGUAAUUCAAAAUGCAUCUGGGAGCCUGCCAAGUGUACAUCAACCUUCACAAGGUUUUUCACCUUUCAAUAACUACAAUGAGAUUGCAAGGAAUGUUCAGAAGUUUUUGCAACCAAGGCUUCCUGAGCAUCCUAAUUGGACUCCCCCUUCAGUUGAGUACAUGAACAAGGCCUUAACUUGUCAAAUAUGUAAAGCUACCGUCAGUGAUGUAGAAAGUUUACUUGUUUGUGAUGCUUGCGAGAAAGGAGUCCACUUAAAAUGCCUUCAAUCAUAUAACCAAAAAGGAAUUCCUAAAGCGGAGUGGCACUGUCCUAAGUGCAUUAUAUCAAGCAAUGGGAAGCCAUUGCCCCCUAAAUACGGUCGUGUUACAAGAAAUAUAACUGCGACUAAAGUGUCUUUAAACACCAAUGGAGGUCUAAUCUCUGCAGAGAAGAAGGUUGAAAUUUCAGAUCAAAAGAUUAAUAAUCAGAAGGCUGUUGCUAAUGGAAACCCUGGCUUAGUUAGUUCUGCUGGUGUUGGAAAUACAGGAAGUAAACAUAUUGAAUUAGUCCCGGAACUGAAGAUCUCAAGCGUAAGAGAACUACAUGGACCUGAUUUCACAAUAGGCGAAAUAGGCCCAGAAAAGUCAAGGGAAACUGCAGGGGUUGUUUGUGUACCUCUUUCUGGGAUGGUGAAUUAUAGUUCUAAUCCAUCCAUUCAAAGUAGUGGAUCAUCUUCAUGUGACACAGAAAGAUCAAACUCUGAGUUUAAGUCACUGCCAAAGUUAGAUCAAGGACACCACUGUCCUGAGAAACUAUCUGACACAGAUAUUGAUUCUGGUUAUCAAUCACAGGCCUCACGUAACUCAUUAGAUGCUGACAAAAAAGGGCCAUUAAACCAUAAAGCUUCUGGAAAUCAGGAUAUUGUAAAUAUUUUCACCUAUAAAGAGCUUGAGAAAUCCGAUUUAAAGGAGAGUUCUGAAUGUAAGUCAGGUUGUGAGAUCAGGCAAGAGAACCAGGAUUUUGCUCAGGCAGAUUCUAUUGAGGCUUCAGAUGUUGAGAAUGGAGCUAGAGAUUGCAAUAUAUCUCCAUUUCAUGAUUUGCAUGGUGUGGAUUGGGUUGGUGAUAUAACUCAUGUUGUAGAUGAGAAGUCAUUUUAUCAGUCUUGUCGGGUUAAUGGAGUAGUAUACAAGCUGCAAGAUCAUGCUCUUUUCUAUUCUAGCAAUGACAAUCUGAGACCUUCAAAACUUCAGGCCUUGUGGGAGGAUAACAAGACAAGGAAAAAAUGGGCUACUGUGAAGCCUUGUCACUUGCCUGAGGUAGUUGGCUGGCCAUGUAGUCCUGAAGAUAGUGAGGUAUAUGAAUCUAAUCACGAUAGCACUGUAAUGGCUGGCUUAAUUCAGGGGCCAUGUCAAGUUCUUCCUCCAAACAAGUUUAAGGAAGAAAGUGAAAGAAGAAGCCAUUUACCGCGUGGGGCAAAUGAUGGGUUACAACCUGUUUUCCUGUGCAAAUGGUUUUAUGAUGAAUCAAAGGGGCUUUUCCGAGCCGUUACUGAUUAAUUCAAGUCAUACCGAUUUUGGAGCACUAUUGUCCUGAAUUGCAUUGCUAGACAAUUCUCAGAAUAUCAGUUGCGUUUAACUGGUUAAAGGCAGAAGGGGACUGACUUCGUGGACUUUCUGGCAUUUUGAUGAGGAAGGCAAGUGCAUGGCCAAAUCUUGUACAGUAUGUAGCUUUAGACAAGUUUGUAUACUUCUCGAUAGUUUUGUAAUUGUAAUCUUAAUCCUUUUGUUUGUCUUUUGGUGCCUUUGGCUUUUGUAUUUUAUAUUGUCCCCAAUUGUAGUCUUUGGAAGGAAUGUCUCUAGCCAUGUAGUGUUAACAAUUCUUUCAUACAAGUCCGGGUUUUCUGUAACAUGCUUUUCUAUGCGACCGGGCCAAUCGGUAAGGUCUUUAAAUGACUGAAGCUUUGGAAUGUGGGUUCUCUGGCCUUGAAGAGAAUGGCUGGAAUUUUUGGAAUAUCUGCAAUUUCAGAAUCUUCAUCCAUUUUUUUUU
This is a messenger RNA of Telopea speciosissima, 3384 nucleotides long. RefSeq lists its product as uncharacterized. The transcript has 8 exons. The record is from RefSeq and is a predicted model, not a curated record. Gene Ontology annotation, molecular function: chromatin binding. Lineage: Eukaryota; Viridiplantae; Streptophyta; Magnoliopsida; Proteales; Proteaceae. Bases 345 to 2894 code for a protein of 849 amino acids.